AUGACACGGAGGAGUAAGCAAUCACCUCUUAUCCCCGUAGAUCCGGAGUUAAAUAGAACUUUGAGGAACGUAAGAAGGCUCCUACAAGGCACGCCGGAAUUUUCUCUAGCUUAUACGGAUUCCGAGUCGGAGGAUAAUCUUGACAACGAGCAAGAGAUGGCCAACCCACCGCCUCCUCCACUUCUACAAGACUAUGACCACCCCGAUGCAUUCCAACUUUGGAGUGGCAUACUUCUUCCCACCACCAAUGCAAACAACUAUGAGUUCUCUCCUCAACUCAUAAGGAUGAUCCAAAGUGAACAGUUCGGGGGGAGUGCAAAUGAGUGCCCUCUAGCUCAUUUAGACAACUUCCUUGAGUUGUGCACUACCAUCAAGCAAAACAACCUCACGGAGGAAUUCAUUUGGAUGCAUAUGUUUCGGUUCUCUCUUAGGGACAAGGCUAAGUGUUGGUUGAGGUCCGUGAAAGAAGGAUCCUUAACAACAUGGGAAGAGGUUACCAAAGCAUUUCUUGGGAAGUUUUGUCCGCCCGAAAAGACCGCGGAAUUGAGAAGGAAGAUUACAAGCUUCACUCAAGAGGAUGAUGAAACCUUAGGUGAAGCAUGGGAAAGAUUCAAGGAUCUAAAGAGGAAGUGUCCACACCAUGGGUUGCCUUUAUGGAUGAUUAUUCAAAGCUUCUACGACGGUCUCACUCCUACCUCAAGGGCGAAUCUUGACAACGGAGCCGGUGGUAGUCUUAAAAAGCUACCGGUGCAAGAAGCCGAGAAUAUGAUUGAAGAAGUUGCAAGGCAUUACGCCUAUAGAUAUGAUAGAAGAGAAAGUCAACCGAAGAAGAAAGGUAUGCAUGAGUUGAGUGCAAUAGAUCUCAUUGCCUCAAAGUUUGAUAUGCUAGCUCACAAGCUAGACCAAGCAACCUCCUCAAGCGGUACCUCCUCUUCACAACCACAACCACAAGUCAUGUCUUGUGAGACUUGUGGGGGUAAUGAUCACAUGGCUUCAUAUUGCAAUGCUACUAAUGAGCAAGUUGCGGCCAUGAACCAAAGAAAUGAGCAACCUUUCAAUCAAGGGAAGAGCAAUGCAGAAAUGAGCUUCAACAUCCAACAACUUCAAGCGCACAACAAAAUAAUUGAGAAUCAACUAGCUCAAAUUGCACAACAAGUUGGGAGUUCUACCUCCAAUGCUAGUGGUCAAUUUCCAAGCUCAACGGUUGUGAACCCAAAGGAGCAUGUCAAGGCUAUCACAUUGAGGUCCGGGAGAGGGUAUGAAGAUCCGGUAAUGAGUGAAGAUGUGCCACAAAAGAGAGAUGAGGGUGUGGAGGUGAGAAGUGAGAAUGAUGUUGAAAAUGAGCCACCUAUUCCUUUCCCUCAAAGGUUGGUAGAGAAAAAAUUGAAUGAGAAGUUUUUCAAAGUUCCUUGA
Molecule: messenger RNA, 1413 nt
Organism: Chenopodium quinoa (quinoa)
Lineage: Eukaryota; Viridiplantae; Streptophyta; Magnoliopsida; Caryophyllales; Amaranthaceae
Exons: 3
Coding region: 1-1413 (470 amino acids)
Source: RefSeq, a predicted model, not a curated record